UCCAUUACGUACGCAUACGUCUUCCUUCGAUGGCGGAGCGGCAGAGGACGGCGGCGGUGGCGCCCAAGGGGCACUUCGCGGUGUACACCAAGGAGGGGCGGCGCUUCGUGGUGCCGAUCGCCUACUUGAAGAGCAGCAUCUUCGUGGAGCUCUUCCGGUGGUCGGAGGAGGAGUUUGGGCUGCCGGCUGCCGAUCGGCCGAUCACGCUGCCCUGUGACGGCGACUUCAUGGAGCAAGUCAUCGCGGAGUUGGGACACGCGUCGACCCGGAGGCGAAGGAAGCUCAUGAAUUAACUAAUGAAUUAUUAUAUUAAUUAAAUUCCUGAUUCUGAUUGUUAUUAUUUAGUUCUUCCUGAAGUUAUGGUAAUUAUGGUCGUGUCCUUGUCCAUUCGAGGACGGAGAGGCUGGGGAAAAGCGCAGGAUUGUAAGAGAUUAAGUUGACGGAGAUGAUACAGAAGGUGGAAGACGAUGGAGAAUGAUAUAAAAGAUGACAGAGAGUGGACAAUCAUCGAAAAUGAAGUGGCUACUGAGGCAUGUAGCAUUAUCUGCUACAGUGGUCUAG
This is a messenger RNA of Zingiber officinale, 561 nucleotides long. RefSeq names its product auxin-responsive protein SAUR36-like. NCBI's taxonomy places the organism in Eukaryota, Viridiplantae, Streptophyta, Magnoliopsida, Zingiberales, Zingiberaceae. The coding region runs from base 30 to 293 and encodes 87 amino acids. The record is from RefSeq and is a predicted model, not a curated record. Gene Ontology annotation, biological process: response to auxin. The transcript has a single exon.